CAUCUUGAGCAUCGAGCAGAUAUCGGAGCCUAGACCGCAUUCGAGGAUAACAGGAGGCACUCAUGUGGUUAAGCGUCAUGGGAAAUUUACAAUUCCGCUUGGCAGCCAGCUGAACGUUAGCUUGCCUGCUGAAAUCUCAUAUCCACAAAUAUAUAUCUAGGUAUCGGUCAGGAGGAAUAGUGUGAGCUACUCUAUCUACGGCAACUCAGAUGCUGUAAUGGCAAAAGUGGUCUAAAUAACAUACACCGUUACCUGCCAUCAGCAAAAAAGCAGCAGAAAUCAUGGCGAGUGUGUUUGUGCAGUCUGACCAGGCCAACUCUGUGUUGAAACGCCUGCGCAGGGACAACAGCUACCUGCUGGAGGAGAUCCGUCAGGGAAACAUCCAAAGGGAGUGUAGGGAGGAGAUCUGCACCUACGAGGAGGCCAGGGAGGCUUUUGAGAACGACGAGAAAACUCAACGUUUCUGGGACGAGUACGUGCGGGAGAGCAGCCCCAGUGGCGGGCUGCAGUCUGUGGUGGGAGGAGUCCACUCCCUCUACCUGAUCCUCCCCCUGCUCCUCGUGCUCCUCCUCAUCGCCGCCGUGGCCGUCACCGUGUGGCGCUGCCACUCCCGCAAGCGCUCGGAACGCGGCCCCGCCCUGGGCCACUCCCACCGAGACCCCACCCUGUCGGUGGUCUCCAUGGACCAGUUGGGGCGGGACCUCCACGACCACUCUGAGCUCAGCGUCGACAGCGGCCCCGCCUACCCGGGCUCAGGGGUGACGUCCACGCGAGGAAGCAGGGGAGACCCGCCCCCCUCCUAUGAUGAGGCCGUCGGCCACAUGGACGUGCACGUAGAGACAGAGCCACCGCCUCAGUACGACGACAUCGUUGGCCCGGGGAAGUGACGGGACGAACCCGGGCCCUGUCUCAACGCACCCCACCAGCUCCACCCAGCUACGUCACCCCCACCCCCGUUACUACACUACACUAACGUAGAGCUGUCGGAGGCCAUAACGCCCAGGCUUGUGCUGACCUUUGGAGGAGGUGGAGCCAUGGAGGGGGCAGUAGCAAAAGUUUGAUUUCACAAAACCAAAAUGUACAUUUAGUUUCCUCCUUCGUAGCUUCCUCUGUUCCACCAUAGCUGUGUGUUCUGACCGCCGUGGAGGGGCCUGCAUGGGAAUGCCGCAUGACAUUUGUGUGGUGGUAAUGUACAAUACAUUUACGCCAGGGUAAUGUAUUGUGUAAAAUAACGGCGGGAGAAACAAGGUUGUGUCGCGUACAGAGAAUUGCUUGCCGUGAUGUUUUAGCCACAUGUUGUAUACACGCUCCAUGUCCAAGAGAGGGAAUGCGUUCAAGACUGUGAUUCUCAGACCCUUUUCCUCAAGUCCCAAAUGCCACACCGUCCCCUGGCUCACUACUUCUUACCAUAUCCCUAUGGGUUCUGGGGUACAAGACGUCAUUUGGGUACCAGCCCGUGUGUCUCCUGAGGAGUGGCCUUGUUGGGCCUGCGUGGGAACCGUGAAAAUGGAAGUUGAAGAACAUGGAGCAGCAACCGGAAGCUGUCAUGUUUGUUGGGAAUACAUGCAAUAUGGUGUGUUUGUGCGUGUCAGUGGGCUUGAGUGAUAGUGCUUCUUUUUUUACUGUAGAUAACGACAGUAACUACAUUAGAACCGAUGUAGUGUAUUCGCUUUGACUGUUUGCACUUUCUGUUGAGGUCCAAACGAAGUUCUUUGGUCUUGAAUACUCACCAACUGUAGUAUUCAGGCUCAAUGCAGUCUGUUUUGUCGGGUUCUGUCCAGCACAUUGCUCAUCAAUAAUGUCAUCUGGGGGACUAACUGCUGACCGUCUAGGCAGAACUCUGCCUGAUGUUUAGCAUUAUUGAUAUGACAUAUCAACGUGGCCCUGUAGGUAUAUAGGAUUUACAAGUGAUUUACCUCACAUCUUACACCCGUUAAGACACUAAUUACAUAUUUUGUAAUACUAUGUAAAAUUUGGCAAGUAACGUUUCUUGACAUUUAGAAGUAAUUUCCGAUUGGGCCCAACAUCUGCUGGGUUUACUGUUUAGGCCAAUGUGGGAACAUGGUUUUCUUAUGUACAGUCGCCCGCUCUCCGCGGGUGACAUCCUGGCCUUUGUCUGGAUAAUGUUGACACAGUCAUUCUGCAUUUUCCACAACCCGUGGGUUUCUAAUUUGUGAGGAUAGUGAAUGUGUACGGCAGGGCUCUCCAACCCACCUGGUGUCUUAAAUCUGAAUAACUCCCUGACUAGGGACAUUGUGGCAAUUAAAAAAUGGAGUGGAACUAGCCUCAAGGGCCAGAUCUGAAUACCCCUGGUGUAUGGGCUUUCUGAUCUGUUCACGGCAGAUUGAGAGCACAGAGGUGUUUGUCUUGACCUGUGGAUCCUUGGCAUUUGUCCAGAUGUCCAUAUAACUUGUCUAGAAUGAUUGAAGUGGCCCGUAAUGGUUUUAUAUGGUUCGGUCUGGAUGACUACCCCCCCCACCAUAUUCUAUACAGAAACACCUGAGUAUGGUGAUCGUUUCUCCUGAGUGGAAAUGUGGAUUUCAGAUGAUGACAUGAAGGGUGUAAUGUUAUGACAGCAACGUGUUUUGAUUGGUUAUGGAAUGACUCUGACAUGUAGAUUGGGCUGUUUGGUUUUUGGCCAGUGACAAUUACACUGUUAACCUUUGAAAUACUGUUUUUACAAUGCCUUAUUAUUAAGCAAAACUGUGCUUCUAAAUAAAUGUUAAACAAGAAUAAUUAAUUUUUAAUAAAAACUUUAACAAAAUGUACCAAAAAAGUAAAAUUUUGGCAGACCAGAAGCAACCCUGUGAAAAUGUUCUAUUUUCAAACUUAACCAUGUAGUGAUUUAUUUACCAUUCAUAAACAGGCCUAAACAUUU
Messenger RNA from Esox lucius (northern pike), 2878 nucleotides. It is a transcript of the gene prrg1, whose product is annotated as proline rich Gla (G-carboxyglutamic acid) 1. NCBI's taxonomy places the organism in Eukaryota, Metazoa, Chordata, Actinopteri, Esociformes, Esocidae. The transcript is spliced from 6 exons. The record is from RefSeq and is a predicted model, not a curated record. Bases 282 to 887 code for a protein of 201 amino acids. Gene Ontology annotation, molecular function: calcium ion binding. Gene Ontology annotation, cellular component: extracellular region.